Gaeumannomyces tritici R3-111a-1 is the source of this 453-nucleotide messenger RNA. RefSeq lists its product as hypothetical. The record is from RefSeq and is a predicted model, not a curated record. Gene Ontology annotation, biological process: positive regulation of transcription by RNA polymerase II. The coding region runs from base 1 to 453 and encodes 150 amino acids. The transcript has 3 exons. NCBI's taxonomy places the organism in Eukaryota, Fungi, Ascomycota, Sordariomycetes, Magnaporthales, Magnaporthaceae. Gene Ontology annotation, molecular function: zinc ion binding; DNA-binding transcription factor activity, RNA polymerase II-specific; sequence-specific DNA binding.
AUGUCGCAGGAAAGUCUGAAAGGCAAGGAGCAGCACUAUGACGCAUGGCUGGCGCAACAGCGGCGGGUGCAGUGCGACGGCGCCCACCCGACUUGUAGAUCUUGCGCCAAAGCAGACGCCUUCUGUAUCUACGAGCGUCCUCUGCGCCCCCAGUACCCAGGGGGCAAGUCCUUGUACAUCACGGCCUUGGAAGAACGCAUCGCGUUCCUCGAGUCCCGUAUCCCAGGCCUUGCCGAGGAUCAUUUUGAAGUCGGCGCCAUUUCGAUCCAGCAGCGUGGGGCCCUCCAUUUAAUCUACGCCAUCUCGGCCCGCUGCUUGCAGCUGACCAAGAAGCAGUGCAAUGUCGACCCCGAGGUAUAUCUCGCGGCUGCCAUUGAGCACAUGGACUUUAUCCUCGAGCAGCACGACCUCGUGACUGUGCAGUUCCUGUUGUUGCUGGCCUUGCAUGGUUAA